ACCUCAGCAGAAGAAGCUCAAUCGGACUCACGUGCAACUACCUACUUGCAGUGAUCCAGCACUCAGGCGUCUAAUAUUCUCUGGAUUUGGUGGCAGCGGCGCUUCAAGAAGCGUCAUCUUUCAGAGGAUAUAUCCAGAUAUAUCGUGCUGGGAAACUGAAGCAGGGCCGGUGGUAGAGAGUGCGCAAGGAAUGCCUGUAAAACCUUGAGAAAAGUUUGGGGCACAUCACAUAACCAGAGGAUAACUUCGACCUGUUUACCCGGUGGUUACUUCUCCGGUGCAGCCUUUUAACCAUCCAAGCUACAAGGGAGCUUUGAUUAGGGUUUGGGUGGCCAGGCGCAAUGCUGUACCUCAUUGGCCUCGGUUUGGGGGAUGAGAAGGAUAUCAGCCUGCGCGGUUUGGAGGCAGUCAAACGAUGCGAGAAUGUUUACUUGGAAGCAUACACAUCAAUCCUGUUGGUGGAGAAGUCUAAGCUGGAGGCGCUCUAUGGCCGGGAGGUGAUCGUGGCAGACAGAGAGAUGGUGGAGCAGGGAGUGGAGAGCAUACUGGAACAAGCCAAGACUAUGGAGGUUGCCUUUCUGGUGGUAGGGGACCCGUUUGGGGCCACCACGCACUCCGACCUACAGAUGAGAGCCAAACAGCUUGGUGUCACAGUCAAGGUCAUUCACAACGCAUCGAUCAUGAACGCCAUCGGCGCAUGUGGUUUGCAACUCUAUCGAUUUGGGGAGACGAUCUCCAUCCCCUUCUUCACAGACACGUGGCGCCCUGACAGCUUCUACGACAAGAUAAAGAAGAACCGCGACAUGGGGUUGCACACGCUCUGCCUAUUAGAUAUCCGGGUCAAGGAACCAUGUUUUGAAGCGCUCGCGAGGGGGAAGAAAGUGUACGAGCCGCCGCGCUACAUGAGCGUCAACACGGCCGUGGAGCAGCUGCUAGACAUCGAAGACAGGCGAAAAGAGGGAGUCUAUGGUCGGGAGACCACCGCUGUCGGAGUGGCGAGAAUAGGAACCGAUUCGCAAUGCAUUAUCUCCGGCACUUUAGAAGAGCUCUUAACCGUCGAUUACGGCCCUCCCUUGCAUUCGCUCGUUGUCCCGGGAGAGUUGCACGUAAUGGAACAGGAGCUGCUGGCGACCUUCGCUUGCAAUGAAAGCACUCCGCGGAUACAAAAGGACUUGAUAAUCGACGAGGAGGACGAAGAGCCAUAAAGAUGAAGAACAACCGUCAUAUGAUCUCACUUAUUUAGCUAUUGAAUGGUCCUUACCUCUUCUUGUUUACUGCCAACCGCACACCGAACGAUGC
Messenger RNA from Klebsormidium nitens, 1299 nucleotides. Lineage: Eukaryota; Viridiplantae; Streptophyta; Klebsormidiophyceae; Klebsormidiales; Klebsormidiaceae. The record is from the annotation of a GenBank genome assembly.